Messenger RNA from Etheostoma spectabile (orangethroat darter), 3870 nucleotides. RefSeq lists its product as uncharacterized. The coding region runs from base 296 to 3622 and encodes 1108 amino acids. The record is from RefSeq and is a predicted model, not a curated record. The transcript is spliced from 4 exons. Lineage: Eukaryota; Metazoa; Chordata; Actinopteri; Perciformes; Percidae.
UCUCUCCUCAGUGGACGUUGAGACGACCAGCAAGUUUGUUAGUGAGGACUCCAAAUGAAGGGGCGCAGAACGGAAUCCCCGGCUUUUUUUUCUUCAUACCCCUUGACGUUGAUGGAUAUCAUGAAAUUUGAGGGUCCAGUUUAACUCGGUGAAAAACCACCGUGGGAAAACAGAACUUUAGAUUAGCCUACCUUUGCUUUGCCAGUGCUGAUUAAUGUGUUAAAUUAAGGGACAUGCGGAGCUGCGACCUGAGAAGAGAACUGAAGUCAACACUUGAAAGAUUGCUCUUUAGGUAAUGCGAUCCGGAUUUCCACACAGCCAAGGUGGGGCCUAUUCUGUGUUUCAAGACUGGAGUAACGUGGGUGUUUUCCGAUUACCACAAGACAUCAAUGUUACCCCCGUACCAGUUGUUCACCCUGAAAUUGGAAUACAAAACAACAUGGUAGUCACUCAAAAUACUGAGGAGCAUAGGGUGACUUACAGUCAAGUUCCGUUGCAGCAGCAAGAAUAUCGAUCACAAAGACUUUACCACCAACAGGAGUCACAGGGAACCAUAAUAGGCUCUGGAUUUCAGCACCCAAGACCUAGGGACGGUGCAUGUAUUUUUCAAAACAUGCAAAAGAGCAGAAAAGAUCAUGAUGAUUUUUAUUCUGCAGCACCCGUCGCCGCACAUCACAGCAGAUAUUUUGGGACAUUGGCCUAUGAAAACUCUGUAAGACAAUCUGAUAGUAACAGUUGGCAACAAAAGGAACAUUCCAAGCAAAAUGUCAGUUGGCAUUUCAAGAAAAAGUUGCAUCAGAACCAUGAUACUGGACUGCAGCUACCUCAGGAUAAAGAUCAGCGUUCUUCUGUGGCUGUGUGCAACAAUAUUACAUCUUUGCCUCUGCUGGAAGCCUUACUAAAAACAAACUCUUCAGAACUGCCUUGUUCAGAGGAAACAAAUGGCAACAUUGAACUCCACACUAAUACUAAUUAUUUAAACAAAAGACUCUGCCAAAGUCUGCAAGUCAAAAGUUUACUAAAUGUUCUAAACUGUGGACAGACUACAACACAAAACCUUGAUUAUUCAAGAGGAACACCUUCAACCCCCUAUCAACAGCAGGUCUCCUCCCGCUGUAUCAGUAGUCGGCCAUCCACAGACAAACUCGUGUCAGCUGGAAAAACGCAUCCACCUACAGAUAUAGAAAUCCAAGACUUUGUUGCACAAAAGCUCAUUUAUUUUAGGUCUAUUUUACGUCUGAAAAACAAUAAUCCUGGACAUACAAAUAAGGAUUUGGACAGGAACUCAACACUACAGCCUGACCGCAUCCAGCCAAAGGUAGACAGUGUUGCCCAUCUCCCUACAACCUCUGCCAAAGAUGUGGACAGCCAAAGUCAAAUCUGGGAGGCAAAUGAGCAGUGCAAAGUUGGACAAGCACUUAAACAGGACAGUUCAAAUGACAGCAAAGUAAAUGCCAAGUCAGUACUCAAGGCUAAAGACACAGGCGAUUGUGCUACAUCUGCAUCAGAGAAACAUUCAAAAGGUACAGCAGUCUCUGUUGUAGAACAUUCUAAAUAUCCUUUAAAAAAUGCAUCUGUUGACAAGAGUGCAUCAGUAGAUUUUGAUUUGUCUGUAAAAAAACAUUUGGAUGCAACUAUGCCUGCAGAUGACUAUUGCAAACAUGUUUGUUCAGAUGACUGUGAAGAUGAAACAUGUGUCAGAAAAGAAUAUGGUUUCUAUAGUAAAGGGUGUGAUAAGUACAUACAGAAUGGUCUGAAAACCAUUCAUUAUUCAUUAACUGCACUGAAGGAGCUCAUUGCUAGUCUGGAAAAUGUAGAGGAUAUUGCCGAGAUGGAGAAUCUUUCUAAAGUCAUACUGCAACAAUACUGGAAUGGGAAUAUAGAUAACAUUCAUCUCUUUACAUCCACAGAAUAUCCACGAAUAAUGAUGGACGUUGCUGCCACUUGCACAGAGAAUGAAGAUGAGAGUCCAGUAGUUCUCACAGCUGUGCAUGAACUGACUGAGAAGGAAGAGAGUUUACCUGAUGUCUCAGAGGAUCUUCAAACCAAGUCGAGUUCAGAGGCAUCUGAAAUCCAGUUGCAAAUACAAAAUAAAAGAAAAAAAUUGAAGCUCACCGACAGUUUUACCUGGAAGGAAGUAAAUCCACAUUCUAAGCUAAAUUCAACAGAUGAUAGUAUUCAGAUUCAUAAUGUAGUAUCACUUUUUCCUUUAAGCCAAAGUGAAGGUGCGUGUGACGAUGCAGGUUCUGUUCGUUUACAAACUGAUUUAAGCACAGGACAUUCUGAAAACAAAGAACGGGCCCCUUUUUCUGAAAGCAGGGUUGUGAAAAUUCUACAAUAUGAAGACAUUUCAGAUGAUGACCCCUCCCAGCUGGCCACAAAGCUCCCAACAACAGAACAAUUUCUCGCAGCAGGUUCUGAGGACCCACAGUAUCGAUAUAUCAGUGAUGCUGAAAAUCCCCAGAGAGAGUCUAUGGCUAUGGAGACAUCUUCACCUGCACAAGUAGCUGCACCCAACAAUACUCAGUCACCAUUUGAAAAUGAAGGCUAUGGACAUUUGCAGGGACAGACUCAGACAAACACAGUAACCAUUUCAGAUGAACUGGUUCCAAAGAAGCAGGUUUCACCUGACACUGAAACACAGGAUAAAGCACAUUGUUCUUACACUUUUGUUGAAACUGGUCCAUUAUACCCUAAAUGUGACAGUGGUCCUUUUUCUGAAGAGGAGACUGAUGGUGAUGAUGAUGAUGAUGAUGACUGGUUAUUCAUACCUAUAAGCAUAUCAGACCUUAAAUUAAAAUCACAUAAUAAAGACCAGGAUAGCCCAGAAAGAAGUGUGCUAGAUGGUGGGGAAAGACAUUGUGACACAAGCCCAACAUACUGGACAUCUCCAAAACCACUACCAGCUUCUUCUUCCCAGAUUGAUACAUUUGACACUCUUGAAAGCUUUAAGCAAGCUUUCAGGAGCACACCUGAGCUUGAAAUGGACUCUAGAAAACUAGAAACAACUGAGAACAGGAGAGAGUCUGUAGACAGCUGUGAAACUGAAGACAGUUGUGAUUACUCCUCUGCAUCAGAACACAGGUAUUUGACAGUGUCCAGGAUGAGGUCAGCACCUCUGCCCUCAGAGACGAUUGAGUCUGAGGGUGAAGGCAUUGAGGUUACAAACAUGCCAAUAAGUCAAAACAAGAGCUUGGGUAAGUCGGGCAUGAAAAGAUUGACCAAUGGACAGAAUAAUCCAAGAAAGGCUGACAUUAUAAUCCUUGAUUCUGAUGAUGAAAGUGACCAAAAUUGCAAAAAGAAGGCUGAAACCAAAGGAAGGCCUAAAGCUAUGGACAGUCAGUGUGGUACCGUUACAAAAAAGUGUGAAAGAAACAGAGUUGCACCCCAGCACCACCCUGUACAUCAUGACACACCGUUUGAAGAAGUGAUGCAGGAUGCUUGCAUUGACCUGUCUCCCAGCACAGAGACGAUUGGGCAGCUGAUUGAAACCAAAGCUGUCUCUGAGCAUGUUCAACGAAAGACCAAAAGAAAAAGGAUUUCAAAAGAAAAAAGUGUUGUAAUCAUUGACUCUGACUCCGAUACAGACGAUGACUCCUGGAUCAGCUGGCAUUGUUUUUGAAUGUCUUGUGUCAACGAGAAACAAAUAUUUUUACGAGCUACCUCAAAAUGUACGAAAAUACAGCAUUAUGUUGAAUAGCUUUUUAUUUUAUCAUCUAAAACUUGAAACUUUACAGACAUUUUAACCUUUUUUUUAAUAUGUCACAUUUUUGGAUACUGUUUUUUAUGUUUAAACUAUAGACAAUGUUGUAUCACUUUUUAAAACGUUAAUGUGAAAAUGCCUAAGAAGUCAUAAAUGGAUUCAUUGCU